Cercocebus atys (sooty mangabey) is the source of this 4314-nucleotide messenger RNA. RefSeq names its product DTW domain containing 1 (gene DTWD1). The transcript has 6 exons. Gene Ontology annotation, molecular function: tRNA-uridine aminocarboxypropyltransferase activity. Gene Ontology annotation, cellular component: nucleus. Gene Ontology annotation, biological process: tRNA modification. The coding region runs from base 1352 to 2275 and encodes 307 amino acids. NCBI's taxonomy places the organism in Eukaryota, Metazoa, Chordata, Mammalia, Primates, Cercopithecidae. The record is from RefSeq and is a predicted model, not a curated record.
UGGUGGAGGUCUCCGCGCCUCUCUGGAGACCAGUGGUCUGGCCCCAGAGGUGCGGCCGCGGGAAGUGGACAUUCUUUGUCAGGACCCUAGCGGAGGUCGCGCCGGGUGUCGCCUGUGAGGGGGAUCCUCGGUUCCUGCGCGGUCUCUUGCUUUUUUUAGGAUCUUGCGGGCCCUUUGGGGAAAAGGUUUCCAAAUUUUUCCUCAAAAAAAAAAAAAAUUGUUUUUCCUACCAAUGAUUUUCGGUGCAUUCCGCCCCAACGAAAAAUAUGUCCUGGCAAAGUCAGUUCCCUAGGAACCCUAUACUUUAUUUUAUUUUUUUUUUUAGUAUUUGGAGUGGUUUGUGGGGGUUUGGUUAUUACGGAAGGGGACGUUAUUACAGACGUAGAAUUAGCGAUGCCAUGCAGUGUAGUUAAAAUAUUGAGGUUGUGGUUACAUAAUAAACAAAAGAGCCUUUUCUUACGUCUAAAUUAUUUAUUGGGAAUGUAGGACAAAUAAGGAAGUAUAUUAACAUUUUUCGGUCACCAGGUCCACAAAGUUGGAUGGUAAAAUCGAUACUUUAGAUCGCAGCAUUUAAGGACUAACCCAAUGCACCAUGAAAACGAAGGCCAGACAGUCUGCUACCAUAUGGCGGGUGGUGUGGGAGGGGCCGUUGAUCCUGUAUAAAAAAGAGUACUACCUUGGAUUGUGAAAAAUGAAUGUUGGACCUGUAGGUCCAAGUUCUUAAAAAUACUCUAGACUAAAGAAAAAUUGUUUUUUUCCUAAUACUGAAUUGGUCCACAAUACAGUACAGGGGAGUCUAUAUAAUGCUCCAUUGGGAGGUGAGUCAGCUUGCAAUAAUGGAAGAGCUUUUUCUGUUAUUAUUUUGGAAAAAAAAAAAAAAUUGCCAGCCUGCCACUUGUGCUAGGCUGCAGAUGGCCCAUACAGAUAGUUUGUCAGAUACUUCAGUAGUGAGAUACUUCCUGGAUGUGUUUUGCAGAAUGGUUUUGAUUUAGUUAACUAGUGUUUGUUGAGUGCCUCCUGUUGCCUAAGAAUCAGUAAUAGGUGAGAUAGGUGAGAUCGGGGAAGGAAUCUGCUCUUACAGAGUUGAAUGGGAGAGGGGAUAGAUUCGCUAAAAUACUUCCACAAUAAAUGCAUUUUUCCAUGUCAAAUAUGUGGAACCAAUAAUAAGUACUCAAAGAUAAAGAGAUUUAAGACAUUGCUGUGACCCAUCUAUGAGUUAAUAAGGAACGGAAUUAGAGUCCUGACUUUGAGGGUGAAGAUAGAGGAUUACGUACAAGGUAGAAUUGAUGCAACUUGUACACCUAUGAUAUGUGUUUUAGAAAUAGCUGUUAAACUUUGGUUUGAAUGAAGAAUGUCUCUCAAUUCACCUAUAUUUCUCAAACGAAGUGAAGAAAAUAAUUCAAAAUUUGUGGAAACAAAACAGUCACAAACUACUUCCAUAGCUUCAGAAGAUCCUCUUCAAAACUUAUGUUUAGCAUCUCAAGAAGUUCUUCAAAAAGCUCAGCAAAGUGGGAGAUCAAAAUGUCUCAAAUGUGGUGGUUCCAGAAUGUUCUACUGCUAUACAUGUUAUGUUCCAGUUGAAAAUGUACCUAUUGAACAGAUUCCACUUGUGAAGCUUCCAUUGAAGAUUGACAUCAUUAAACAUCCAAAUGAAACAGAUGGCAAAAGUACUGCUAUACAUGCAAAACUCUUAGCACCUGAAUUUGUAAACAUUUACACGUAUCCUUGUAUUCCAGAAUAUGAAGAAAAGGACCAUGAAGUUGCACUCGUUUUUCCUGGACCUCAGUCUAUCUCAAUAAAAGAUAUUUCUUUUCAUCUGCAAAAAAGGAUUCAAAAUAAUGUUAGAGGCAAAAAUGAUGACCCUGACAAGCCAUCUUUUAAACGCAAAAGAACUGAAGAACAACAGUUCUGUGAUUUGAAUGACAGCAAGUGCAAAGGCACACCACUGAAAAAAAUUAUAUUUAUAGAUAGUACCUGGAACCAAACAAACAAAAUAUUCACUGAUGAGCGACUUCAAGGGUUGUUACAAGUUGAGUUGAAAACAAGAAAAACUUGCUUUUGGCGCCAUCAAAAAGGAAAGCCAGAUACUUUCCUUUCUACAAUUGAAGCCAUUUACUACUUUCUGAAAAGGAAAAAAGAAUGGAAGAUGGAGCCAAAACCCCAGAGGGAGGAGCCAAGAAGCAAGGAGAGCAAUGGAUUAGGAAACCACUACCAGAGGGAUGAACUGAACCACAAUCAAAGAGUAGCCUCUUCCUUUGGUGUAGGGGAGCCCUGAAAACAAUUUUACUUGUAUGCUUCUUGUUUCCUUGUCUCCUUUUUUGAAUGAUAGUCUCUGUGUGGUGUUCCUAUCCUAGAAAACCUUAACUGGGACAAGCUACUCUCAAGCAUCUUCACUUGAGAAACAGUAACUGAGGAAGUUUGUUAUAUCUGGACAUGGUUUAGAUGAUAAGAUUCUGAACUUAAACUUAUGUCAUAAUGGAAUGAGACUCUUAGGGUACAGAGUGAGUAUAUUUUUGUAUGUUAGUGAGACAAAAAUUGUGGCCAGGGGGCAGAUUUGUGAUCAUUUUCAGAUGUCCCUCAAACAAUUCCUUCCCUUCCUUGGACUCCUCUCUUCAGAGGGUAGAGUCCAAUUCCUUUUCCUUUUAAUCUAGAUUGGCCUUCUAACUCACUUUGACCAAUAAAAUGUGGUAAAAGUAAGGUCUGACAGUUUUAACUUUCACUGUCCUGAGCCUUCAUGUUAGAAUUCCAGGAUAUCCUUCUAGAGAUAUCCGUAUCUCUAGGGACAUGGUGAGUCCCUAGAGACACCACAUGGAAAGGCCACCUAGGGAAGAACAGAGAUGCCCCAGUCAAUAGCACUGCCUUAGUCAGUUGGAGCUGCUAUAACAGAAAUAUCAUAGAUUGAGUGACUUAAACAACAAAUUUAUAUCUUACAUUUCUGGAGACUGAAAAUCUGGAAAUCCAAGAUCAGGGUGUCAGCAUGGUUGGGUGUUUAGUGGGUGCUCCCUUCCUGGUUUGCAGACAGCCAUCUUCUUGCUAUAUCCUCACAUGAUGGAGACAGAGAGCACUCUGGUAUCUUUGUCCCCUUAUAAGGGCACCAAUCCAAUCAUGGAGGGUCUUCAACCUCAUGAUUUCUUGGAACCAAAUUACUUUCCAAAGUUCUCACCUCCAAAUCUAGCACAUUGAGGUUUAGGGCUUCAACAUAUGAACUUCAUUGCAUAGAAAGCACCAAGGCCCCAGACAAGUUAGAGAGAUCUUGAACCUUCUAACUCAACUUAGCCACUGUCUGCAUGCAACCACAUUAGUGACCCCAGGUAACACCAUUUGCUGCAGAAGAACCACCAGCCAGUACACAGAAAUGAGAAAUUUUAAAAUAAUCUAUUUAGGUAAUCAAGUUUUAGGGUGGUUUAUUACAUAGCAAUUGAUAACUGAUACAACAGUCUUUUUGUUUGUAGAAGAGGGGUAAGAAAAAAAGACUUAUGAAGAAAAGACCUGUAGAAAAUCGGGGGCCUAUGUACCUCUAUUUUUUUUUCAUACUGUGUUUCUUUUAAUCCAUGCUGGUGGUAUCUUCAUCAAUGCAAUUUUCUUUAAAACUCUGUGAGCCUUUAUAUCAGAUUAGUCCACCCCAUUAGAAAAAAAAAAAGCCACUUCCAUAAAUACUGAGACAUUCCCUUUCUACCUUUGGCUAAGAUCAGGGUGCUAUAGAAAAUUUCCAUAAGAUUAUCUAGCCUACAGGGCCGAUGAGGUAUUGCUUGAAGUCGUUCUAACGUCUUCACAAAGGAUCUUACAGCCUUUGCUUUAUUAUCACUCUGGGACCAUGUUUUACUGUUGGCAUGUUCGGCUUUUCUCAUCUUUUCCCUGAGAUCAUUUAUGAUGCAGAAAAUACUUUGCUGGCUGAAGCUGGGAAUAGAAAACAGUAGAGAAUACUUCAAAGAGUAUUCUAGAUAUGCACUAUAGUAAGAUAUGCUGUCUACAUAUCUUACCUUCCUCUCUAGGCCCAUCAUAAAAAUCUUUGAAAAAUUAAUACUACAUUAUAGUAUGAAUAUAAGUUAAACUUAGAGGUGAUAUCUAUUUUGUGGUUAAAUGUAUUAUAAACAUUUAUUUAGUGAAAUACGGUACAAUUAUAACAAGCUUCAAUGAAUAUUUAAUGAGCAGCUGUUAAUAUCUGAAGCAGAAAGAAAGAUGAAUAAAAAUUCUAGUUUUGCUUUUAAAAGUGAAGGCUAAUUAUUAGCUCAAGAAAUACUUUGUGUUUGUCCUAUGUGAAAGUAUUGAUUGCACCUGGUUCUCUGCUGUAAAUUAAAUAAAAAUUCAAACAUU